Messenger RNA from Maniola jurtina (meadow brown), 555 nucleotides. It is a transcript of the gene sloth1, whose product is annotated as small integral membrane protein 4. NCBI's taxonomy places the organism in Eukaryota, Metazoa, Arthropoda, Insecta, Lepidoptera, Nymphalidae. The coding region runs from base 196 to 414 and encodes 72 amino acids. The record is from RefSeq and is a predicted model, not a curated record. The transcript has a single exon.
UGCUAAAAGUAAAAGAUAGUUGUCGGACUCGGACUGUAACCUCAAAUUUCAAGAUUAUUUUGUGUUCAAAGAAUUAUUUAUAUUUGAAUUAUAUAAUAGUGUUUAUAUGUGGACGUAUACAAUUUAUUAUUUAAGUAUGCAAUUCUGUACAGUAUAGAACGAAAGAGGCUCAAGGAGCAAAAGAAAAGAGUUGAGAUGAGAAUUGGUUGGAUUCACAAACUUGUGAACAAAUGGCCUGGAAAGAAAACGUUUGGAAUGUAUAGAUUUCUUCCCAUGUUCUUUGUACUGGGAGCAGCGUUGGAAUACUCUAUGAUCAACUGGAGGGUUGGCGAGGUAAAUUUUUACAAUACAUUUAAGAAGCGACAAGCAAAAGAUAUUGUUGAAGAUAAAAUAAGAAAGUAUUCUGCUAUAUAAAAUGCCUGCUGGUGUAACAUGGGGUCAAUAUAUAACAUUUUCAAUAACUGCCUUGUUAACUAUGUUGUCAGGCUCACAAAUUGUUCAUCUAUACUAUAAGCCUUUAGUAGACCUUAAUAAAUAUAUAAAUAAAGAGUUGGA